AUGGCGAGACUCACUGACGAUGCUGGCAAAACAUCUGGGAAUGUACCACGUCCAUGGUCCUACUCUGGAAAUGAUGAUGCAUACAAUGGACUCCGGACUAAGUGCGUUCCUCUAACUCUUCCUACCAAUAUGACCUAUUUCACUUUCAGCGACUGCAUUUAUGAGCAAAUAUUUGUUUUGCCUAUGGGCUCACCACUCUCACUUCUGUUAGCUAAUAUCUUCAUGGGCAAGUUGGAGGAGAACUUCAAAAUGUCACUCCAACAGGCAAUAGUAAUUAUGCGAUAUUUGGAUGACUAA
Molecule: messenger RNA, 297 nt
Organism: Protopolystoma xenopodis
Lineage: Eukaryota; Metazoa; Platyhelminthes; Monogenea; Polystomatidea; Polystomatidae
Source: the annotation of a GenBank genome assembly